GGACCCGGUGGUUUCUCAGAAUACAUACUUUACAGGAAAUCUUGGGAAGCAAAAGGAUUUGGAUUUACUUUACGUGGCCCUAAUGACUUCAAAUUAGAUAAAUUUUUUGCCGGUUCACCAGAAUCCUUUGACACUUACUACGGAGUCAGAAAAGACGGAAAUAUAUAUUUUAAAGACAAUCAAGACUCUUUUGCAGAUUACGUGCUCAAGCAUUGUGAAUCUGGAGUUCAUUUCGUUAUGGCAGAUGGAGGGUUUUCAGUUGAGGGUCAAGAAAAUAUUCAAGAAAUUCUUUCUAAGCAACUUUAUUUGUGUCAAUGUUUGAUGGCACUAAAAAUCCUUCGAGUUAACGGAAGUUUUCUUUGCAAAUUAUUUGAUUUAUUCACGCCAUUUAGUAUAGGACUGAUAUUUUUAAUGUAUAAAUGUUUUGAUCAGAUAUCUAUAUUGAAACCUAAUAGUAGUAGACCGGCGAAUUCAGAGCGAUAUUUAGUUUGUAAAUGGAAGAAACCAAAUACUGAUUAUGUUUGUAAGUACUUGGAUCACAUCAAUGACAUUUUAAACUUGGGUAAAGAAGACGUUUUAGAAAUUGUCAACCAACAACACAUUGUGUCUGAUCAAACUUUCUUAGAUUAUAUUGUUAAAAGUAAUAAUGACAUUGGACAAAAUCAAAUUUUAGGUUUGAAAAAAAUUGCAGCAUAUUGCAGAAACACCCAACUUAAGGAAACUAGACAGUCGGAAAUAAGAAAACGUUGUCUUGAACUGUGGGGACUUCCAGAUAAGCUUCGACAAGCCCCAGAGUGUAAAACCCAAGAGAAAUUUCUAGAAGAAGUUCUAGGUGAUUGGAAUGAUAAGUUAUUUUUUAAUUCUUUGCCCACAGAAUUACAUACAACGGAAUGCAUCCAAAACAAUAUUAACAGUAUAUAUGACUGGUAUUUUGUCCCAGUUGGUCGGGCCGAAACUAAUAUUAAUGCUUGUAGUAUGUUUUUAUGUAAAUCUAAGGGUUGUUUAUUACGAUAUAGUGACAGCAAAAAAUGGGAACCCGUAGAAUAUAUAUUUGACAUAUCACCGAAAUCGAUAUUUUAUGGCGAAAUUGUUUACGAGUAUACUGGUGAAGGUAGAACUCAAACCAGAAUAUGCGCUUUACACAUUAUAGAUGCGAUAAUGCUUGGAGGAAUAGAUAUACGACGUUUAAAACUUUCAGAACGUUCUCGGUUAUGCCAAAAAUACUCUCUUAGUCUUAAUAAGCCAUUCAAAGAUGGCAAUUGUAGUCCUAUUCGCAGCAAACGUUUAUACGAACUAAAAUAUUUAAAAAAUUUUUUUAACGAUAUGAGGUCCCAUGUUUUGAAAGAUAAUUCAACCCGCCUAGGUUUAACUUUGCCAUCUGAAAACAAGUUUUUUGUUCCCGGGGGCAUUAUGUUGUUUUGUGAAAUUUUUCACAAUUUUUUUUCAAGUAUGUCCCAUUCAACUCAUAAACUGUAUUAUUUCAAUAAGCAAACGAAAACGUCGUUUUACAAAAAUUUUAUGCCAAAUGAUAUUCUAAAUACUUUGUACGCUUCAUUUAGAAAUAGUUAUCAAAGACGAUUACUGUGGAAAUGGACCAAUUUGAAGCAAGUUGAAGAAAAAUGUAAUCAUCGAGAAACAAAUUUGCUUUACCGAGAGGAUUUAACAAAAUUUAUAUCCAAUAAAGAAGAAAAUUAAAAAAAAUAAAUUGUAUAUUGAGCUUAAUAUCGUAA
This is a messenger RNA of Bactrocera latifrons, 1730 nucleotides long. It is a transcript of the gene Cmtr1, whose product is annotated as cap-specific mRNA (nucleoside-2'-O-)-methyltransferase 1. Gene Ontology annotation, molecular function: nucleic acid binding; methyltransferase cap1 activity. The record is from RefSeq and is a predicted model, not a curated record. NCBI's taxonomy places the organism in Eukaryota, Metazoa, Arthropoda, Insecta, Diptera, Tephritidae. Gene Ontology annotation, biological process: 7-methylguanosine mRNA capping. Gene Ontology annotation, cellular component: nucleus; cytoplasm.